Molecule: messenger RNA, 2074 nt
Organism: Cavia porcellus (domestic guinea pig)
Lineage: Eukaryota; Metazoa; Chordata; Mammalia; Rodentia; Caviidae
Gene: Nkx2-3
Product: NK2 homeobox 3
Exons: 2
Coding region: 165-1241 (358 amino acids)
Biological process (GO): regulation of transcription by RNA polymerase II; cell differentiation
Cellular component (GO): nucleus
Molecular function (GO): RNA polymerase II cis-regulatory region sequence-specific DNA binding; DNA-binding transcription factor activity, RNA polymerase II-specific
Source: RefSeq, a predicted model, not a curated record
UCCUGGCCAAUGGAGGCGAUUUAGACUGGAGCAGGACCGCGUCUGUCAAAAGCCCGACUCCGCAGCAGCGGCAGAGUCCAGGAGGAGAGCUGGAGCAGCCGCACUGCCUCCCCGCCCCCGCCGGGAUUUAUUGAGUAUUUGGACUGGACAAUUAAGUGGCCCCGAUGAUGUUACCAAGCCCGGUCACCUCCACCCCUUUCUCAGUCAAAGACAUUCUGAAUCUGGAACAGCAGCAGCACUUCCACGGCGCCCACUUGCAAGCGGACUUGGAGCACCCUUUCCACUCGGCGCCUUGUAUGCUGGCCGCAACCGAGGGGACACAGUUUUCUGAUGGAGGGGAGGAGGACGAGGAAGAAGAGGGCGAGAAACUGUCGUAUUUGAACUCAUUAGCCGCAGCCGAUGGCCACGGAGAUUCGGGUCUCUGUCCCCAGAGCUAUGUCCACACGGUCCUGCGAGACUCAUGCAGCGGGCCCAAACAGCAUGAAGAGGAGGUCGUGAGGGAUCGGAGCCAAAAAAGCUGCCAGCUGAAGAAGCCCCUAGAGACAGCUGGAGAUGGGAAGGCUGCGGAGGACGGCGAGAGGCCCAAGCCGCGCAGCCGCCGGAAGCCCCGGGUCCUCUUCUCGCAAGCCCAGGUCUUUGAGCUGGAGCGCAGGUUCAAGCAGCAGCGGUACCUGUCCGCGCCCGAGCGCGAGCACCUCGCCAGCAGCCUGAAACUCACGUCAACGCAAGUGAAAAUCUGGUUCCAGAAUCGCCGGUACAAGUGCAAGAGACAGCGGCAGGACAAAUCACUGGAGCUGGGCGCGCACGCCCCGCCGCCGCCGCCUCGCCGCGUGGCGGUCCCGGUGCUGGUGCGGGACGGCAAACCGUGCGUGGCGCCCGGAGCGCAGGCCUACGGCGCGCCCUACAGUGUGGGCGCCGGCGCUUACUCCUACAACAGCUUCCCGGCCUACGGCUACGGGAACUCUGCCGCCGCUGCGGCCGCCGCGGCCGCCGCCGCCGCCGCCGCGGCCUAUAGCGGAAGCUACGGCUGCGCGUACCCCCCUGGCGGAGGCGGGGGGUCCUCCGCGGCCGCCUCGGCCAUGCAGCCCGCCUGCAGCGCGUCGGGAGCCGGGUCUUUUGUGAACGUGAGCAACCUGGGAGGCUUCGGGGGCGGCGGCGGCGGCGCGCAGCCCUUGCAUCAGGGAGCCGCCGCCGGGGCCGCGUGUGCACAGGGCACCUUGCAGGGCAUCCGGGCCUGGUAGGGACAGCUUGGCGCCACGGGAUGCAGCUCGAGAAAGGCCAGAGCCCACGGCCUGGUCGCCUCGUUAAAAAAAAAAAAAAAAUUCACGUCUUGCUCCCCAGAGCUUUGGAUUUCAUAUCACUCGAGGCCGGGAAGGGGGUGAAGGGACGAAGGGCAUGCCCAGGUCCAGUUGCCAAGAUUGACUACUGAGUCGGAAACGCUGACCAGGCGCCUGAGAGGAUGGUGGCCCCAGCCCUGGGGACCCCAGGGGAGGGCAGGAGACUGGAACUCGGCUGCCGCUUGUUUUCCGGGAGUGUGAAGGCUUCUUGCCCUCGGCUUUCCUGUGGUCCCCGCGAAGCGUUGGUGGGAAACCCGGACCAAAAGUGAAAAAGAAAAGAAAGAAGAAAUAAAGGUGGGAAACCUGGACCAAAAACGAAAAAGAAAAAAAGAAAAGAAAGGCAAGAAGAAGAAAAUAGGGCUGGCGGCUUGAGAAACCCAAGCUCUCCAGGGAUCCCCGGACCCCUCCGCGGGGCUCCGGAGCGCCACACCACAGUUGAUUUUCAUUACCCCCACCACCCCCCGUGACGACUUCAGCCCGGGUCUCCGGAUUGUCAGUGAAGGGCUCUGCAAAGAAAAACAGCCCCAGUGAAAUUCAAAGUCGGGGGUGUGGGGGAGGCUACGCUGCGCUAACCCAAGACCUGGUGGCCCACCGGAGGUGUUCCCAGGUUUCCUUUCUGUUUCAUAUUCUGUACUGUGCACAUACUAUCUAUCUAUAUAUAACUAUAACCACACGCCGUGUACACACCCGAUGCCAUACACUACAGGAGUCAAUAAACAAGGUGCAAUAUUUCCAAA